This is a messenger RNA of Lactuca virosa, 3028 nucleotides long. The record is from the annotation of a GenBank genome assembly. NCBI's taxonomy places the organism in Eukaryota, Viridiplantae, Streptophyta, Magnoliopsida, Asterales, Asteraceae.
GGCGGGUUUAAUCGUCAAAAACAUUUCUCUCUCCCCCGCGUCCUCUGUCUCACUCCACUCCCUUUCUCCUAAUAUUUGCUCAAGAGCUCCAGAAGCUGUUCCUUCAGGUCCAGAUGUGAGCUAACCAACUCCAGUUGACUCAAAUUUCAAAAGGGUAUCUUCAAAAAUGGAGCUUGAUGAGCCUAUCAUGAAAACAAAUAUGCUUUUCUUGAUUUUUGGUUUGUGGGUUAUGGUGGUGGCCAUGGCAGACAAGGGUAUAACUGUAAAUACAUCAUCAAGAAGGCCUAAAGUUGUGAAUAUCGGAGCUUUAUUAACAGUAAAUUCAGUUAUCGGAAGGUCUGUGAAGCCUGCUAUCAUAGCUGCAGUUGAUGAUAUAAACUCCAAUCCAUCCAUUCUUGGAGAAACCCAUUUGAAUCUCAUCUUACAUGAUACAAAUUGCAGUGGGUUUAUCGGCACCAUUGAAGCUUUGGAGCUAAUGGAAAAAGAUGUGGUGGCUGCAAUUGGACCACAAUCGUCAACUAUCGCACACGUCAUCUCACAUGUCGUCAACGAGCUUCAAGUACCUCUCAUUUCAUUCGGAGCAACCGACCCGACCCUCGCAGCUCUCCAAUACCCUUACUUCCUUCGUAUGACACAAAGCGAUUACUACCAGAUGUCCGCCAUAGCCGACCUCGUAGAAUACUUCGAAUACAAAGAAGUAAUCGCCAUUUUUGUCGACGAUGAUUAUGGCAGAAAUGGGAUUUCAUCGUUAGGCGAUUCACUCGCCAAGAACCGAGCCAAGAUUUCUUACAAAGCAGCGUUUACACCAGGCGCAUCGGAAACAGACAUAAGCGAGCUAUUAACAGAAGUUAAUUUAAUGGAGUCUCGUGUUUAUGUCGUUCAUGUAAACCCGGAUUCGGGUCUCCAGAUUUUUUCCAUUGCGAAAAAACUCAAUAUGAUGACGAGUGAUUACGUUUGGAUCACUACUGACUGGCUUCUGGCGGUUCUUGAUUCGCAAGAACCGCCAGAUCCUGACGCAAUGGGACUAGUACAGGGUGUACUGUCCCUACGUCCGCACACUCCAAAUUCAAAUUACAAAAAAACUUUCAUCACAAAAUGGAAAAACAUCAAAGAAAAGGAAACAAACAGUUUCAAUUCCUACGCGCUUUAUGCGUACGAUUCCGUAUUUUUCCUCGCACACGCGAUCGAUACAUUCUUGAAAUCAAACCAAGAAAUCACAUUUUCUUCCGACCCAAAACUUAAAAAUAACAACGGGUCCCACCUUCAGUUAUCGGCUCUUCAAACGUUUGACCAAGGUCAAAAGCUUCUAGAAACACUUCUCUCAACAAACUACACGGGUCUAACCGGCGAAAUCCGGUUCGACCCGGACAAGAACCUAGUACACCCGGCGUACGAUGUUUUAAACAUGGGUGGGACUGGGGUCCGCACGAUCGGUUACUGGUCAAACUACUCGGGUUUAUCGGUCAACUCUCCUGAGACUUUAUAUAAAAAGCCGGCGAAUAGUUCUACGAGUGCUCAAAGGCUUUAUAGUGUGAUUUGGCCUGGUGAAACAAGUGUGAAGCCACGUGGAUGGGUGUUCCCAAACAAUGGGAAGCCUUUAAGGAUUGUGGUACCUUAUAGGCAUAGUUAUAAAGAGGUUGUUACAAAAGAUGUUAGGUCUCCGGAAGGUGUGAGAGGGUAUAGUAUUGAUGUUUUUGAUGCUGCUGUGAAUUUACUACCUUACCCUGUGCCAAGGAAGUACAUUUUAUAUGGAGAUGGUGUAAGGAACCCGAGUUAUAGCAAUCUUGUGGCUGCUGUUGCUGAAAAUAUAUAUGAUGCAGCAGUUGGAGAUGUUACAAUUAUCACAAACCGAACAAGAAUAGUUGACUUUACUCAGCCUUACAUGGAAUCUGGGCUUGUUAUUGUUGUUCCGGUCAAAAAGUCAAAAACAAGUCCAUGGGCUUUUCUUCAGCCAUUCACCAUUGAAAUGUGGCUCGUGACAGGUGGCUUCUUUCUACUUGUUGGAUUUGUUGUUUGGAUUCUAGAACAUCGUUUGAAUCAUGAGUUUCGUGGGCCCCCGAGCCAGCAAAUUAUUACGAUCUUCUGGUUUAGUUUCUCAACAAUGUUCUUUUCACACAGGGAGAACACGGUUAGCACAUUGGGGCGAUUAGUUCUACUGUUAUGGCUUUUCGUGGUGUUGAUCAUCAAUUCAAGUUACACAGCUAGUUUGACUUCGAUCUUGACCGUUCAACAGUUGACUUCUGGAAUCGAGGGUUUAGAUGGCAUGCUUGCAAAAUCGAGGAUUAGAUCGUUGAAAGAUAGUGAAGAUUACCUAAAUGCCCUUAGACUUGGACCAAAAUUUGGUGGUGUGGCUGCCAUUGUUGAUGAGCUUCCUUAUAUUGAGCUUUUUAUGAGUUAUACAAAGUGUGAGUUCAGGAUUGUUGGACAGGAGUUCACCAAAAGCGGAUGGGGAUUUGCAUUCCAAAGGGAUUCUCCAUUAGCACUCGACUUAUCAACCGCAAUUCUCCAACUAUCAGAAAACGGGGAAUUACAAAGAAUCCAUGACAAAUGGCUCGCAUCAAGUUCAUGUUCAUCAAAAGUUACAGAAAUCGAUGUCAGCAGUCUUUCAUUAAGCAGUUUUUGGGGUCUAUUCCUGAUUUGUGGGGUCGCAUGUUUUAUUUCACUUAGUAUUUACUUUUGUCGGGUGUUAUGUCAAUACCGGAGAUUCAAUCCUGAUGAAGAAGAGCCACACGAGCUUCCGGAACCGGAAUCCGCAAGGCGGAGUGAGAGACGGACAUUCCGGUCCACAAGUUUUAAGGAUUUGAUCGAUUUUUAUGACAAGAAAGAGGCUGAGAUUAAGGAAAUGUUGAAGAGGAAUAGAAGGCAGGUUAAUGGGCAUAAUGAUUCGCCUUUAUGAAAUCGGGAAUUUUGGUCUUGUGUUGAAUGGUUGACUUUCCUAAUUUGGAAAGAUUUAUGUAUAUUGUUUAUGGGUUUGAGUGAAGUAUACUUUCUUACAAGAAAUCGUUAUUAUGAUGCUAGAUGUUAGGGC